CCGCAGCAGAUAUAAAUAACUGUGCAUGGAACUAAACCAUCAAAACCUCCUCUCUUCUUCUUUCUUCUUUAUUUUAUUACACCAGUUUUCCGAUGAAGACUUCAUCAUCAUGGCUGCAAUCUCUGGAGGGUAAGCAUCUGCUGAUAACAGGUGGAUCAACUGGGAUUGGGCUUGCCAUUGCAAAAGAGGCUCUCUCUCAAGGAGCAUUCGUUACACCUAUAGCCAGAAGCUCCACUAAAUUGGAGAAAGCAGAACAAAAUCUUGUCAAAAGUGGUGCCACCAAACAUAAAAUAUCCACCAAGGUUGUAGAUGUGGGUGUUUACGAAACUUUGGCAAAGGCAAUAAAGGAGGCUUUUGAAUGGAGGGCGGUUGAUGUGCUGGUGUGCAAUGCAGCUGUGGCAAAAGUUGCACGUCUGGAUGAAGGCAGGAUUGAAGAUCUGCAUGCCAUGAUUCAAACUAACUUGACAGGUGUUGUCAAUACUUUGCAUGUUGGGAUUCCAUUGAUGAAGCAGAGGAGUGCCCAAACACACAUGUCCAUCGUUCUCAUGAAUUCUCUCUCAGGACUGUACCCUCAUUAUGGUACGUCUGUGUAUGGUGCAACCAAACAUGCUCUAAAAGGACUUGGAGAAACUCUCAAGCUUGAAUUGAUGCCUUAUAACAUCCGAGUAAGCGUAGUCUUUCCAGGGUUUGUGGAUACUCCCAUGCUUGAUUCCUGUGGUUUUGAAGAUGACAAAGAUAUCUUGCAUAUUAUUAAGGCCACAUGUUUCUAUAACAGAAGUCAAGCAGACACACCUGAGCAUGUUGCAAAAUUUACAUUAGAAGCAGCAAAGAAUGGAACCUUUCUUGUCACAAGCCAAUUCACUGGUUUUGCAUUCUCGACAUUAUCUCGUGGAUCUAUGCCUGCGGAUUCAUUUGGAAGGGCUUUGCUUGAACUGAUAUUAUAUAUUCCCAUUAAGCUCUUCAGCUUCUUUGCUGCUUGCUAUAUCUACUAUGUUAUAGAACAUAGACGCAAUAAGAAAUGUUAGAAUAUUUUGUUUAGAAGGAACAAUAUGUCCAACAUAUGUCUUUAUUAUUAUAAAAUAAAAUGUUGCUACUUUUAAAAUUAUUCAUAAUUAUAAUUAUGAAAUUUGCAUAUUAUAUAUUUUAGUUUUAUUGGACUUA
This is a messenger RNA of Cryptomeria japonica (Japanese cedar), 1161 nucleotides long. RefSeq names its product 3-dehydrosphinganine reductase TSC10A. NCBI's taxonomy places the organism in Eukaryota, Viridiplantae, Streptophyta, Pinopsida, Cupressales, Cupressaceae. Gene Ontology annotation, cellular component: endoplasmic reticulum membrane. Gene Ontology annotation, molecular function: 3-dehydrosphinganine reductase activity. Gene Ontology annotation, biological process: sphingolipid biosynthetic process. The coding region runs from base 93 to 1025 and encodes 310 amino acids. The record is from RefSeq and is a predicted model, not a curated record. The transcript has 4 exons.